UUUGUGAUAGCAUAUUACACUGAGAUUCAGACAAGGAGUAAAACAAUGUAAUGAAAAAGGCCCUACAGACAAGAAGUAAAAUGUAAUGAAAAAGGCCCUACACAAUCAAGAGUGCCAGAGGCUAUAAUAAAUACCAUUAAAUUAGGAACAUAAACAGUAGAACUGCUCAAGAUAGCAGUUUGCCAAGUAUUUGUGUUAAAGCUUUAAGGUAAGUACUGGGGUGGCAAAUUACACUCUGAAAUCCAUGUACUUGGUGCCUUUCAAAAUACAUGCCUGAAAAUGCCACCCAUCUUGAAAGUCAGUCAAGUCUUAACAGGUAUUUUAAACAACAAUUUGAUUAUAUGCAAUAUCUCUGCUGAAAGUUUCAUGAAAGUUAAAUAUCUAAGCUUAAAACUUCAAUCUGCUGUGGUGUUUGCUUUCUCAAGCCCAUCCUUGCUGCCUGCAUUGGCUACACAGACAGCACAGCUGCAGCAAGAAGUGAGGGACCAGGUGUGACCCUAAUUUUGUCUGGGGCAAAAUCAGAGAACAUUUACAGUGUGCGAGAGGAGGAAAGAAGGAAUGCUUUCAGGGGGAGGGCGAGCAUGUGGGAGUGUGGGUGAGAGAGGGAGACCUGGGCCCUGAGUCGUCCUGCCUAUAAUCCCCGUCACCAAACACUCAUUCAGUUAUCAGAAGCAUUUCAGAGCCCUCGAGAUUAAUGGCUGGUGCCAUGUAAACAGAGCCUUAUAUUGGGAAGAACGAGUUACCAACAAGCCAGUGUGCAGAGGGAGACCGAGGCAGCCUCCUGUCCCUCGCAGUCCCAGCCAUCCCGAGAUGGGCAACAGUUUGAAAGCCAUACUUGCUUUUGUGCCCUCUAACAAGUGCCAGAAGUACCUCCUAGAAGACCUAGAAGAGAUGCCAGUGGAUAAAAUGGUCGAUCUGAGUGGCAGGCAGAUGAGACGGCUGCCUGUGCACAUCUGCUCUUUUAGGGAAUUGGUUAAGCUGUACCUGAGUGACAACAACCUGAACCAUCUGCCCCCCGAGCUGGAGCAGCUGCAGAACCUGCAGAUCUUGGCACUGGACUUCAACAACUUCAAAGCACUGCCCCUAGUUGUGUGCACGCUGAAGCAGCUGUGCAUCCUCUACCUGGGCAACAACAAGCUGUGCAGCCUGCCCCUGGAGCUCCGACUCCUGCAGAACCUGAAGACGCUGUGGAUCGAGUCCAACUGCCUGCAGUACCUGCCCGAGGUGGUGUGCGAGCUCAGCCUGCUCAAGACGCUGCACGCGGGCUCCAACGCCCUGCGUGGGCUCCCCCGGCAGCUGCAGGGCCUGCAGGAGCUGCGCACCAUCUGGCUCUCGGGGAACCUGCUGUCCGAGUUCCCGCCCGUGCUCCUGGACAUGCCCUUCCUCGAGGUCAUCGACGUGGAUCGCAAUUCCAUCCGCUUCUUCCCCAGCCUCGCUCACCUGCCCGGCCUGAAGCUGGUGAUCUACGACCACAACCCCUGCAGGAACGCGCCCAAGGUGGCCAAAGGGGUGCGCAGGGUGGGCAGAUGGUCAGAGGAGAGCCCGGAGCCCCGCAAGCGAUCGGGGGCGGUGAUAGAUAUCGCGCUGGACGAGAAGCCAUUGCUACCUCCUGCCGCCAAGGCCGAGCCCGACGCCGAGCCCUGCUGACGCUCAGCUGCCCCUUCUGGCCAAGGUGGCAGCGCACUCCCGCCGCCGCCCAACCUCUACCUCUCCCUUGCUUGCUGGUGUCCAGGGAGCACCACACCGCACGGCAAUCUCAGGAGUACGUGCACCAGCUUGGAGAUAAUGUGACAGCACAACUCUUGUACAGACACCUCUUUGUCUUUGUGCAGCACCCAGCACCCU
Molecule: messenger RNA, 1845 nt
Organism: Melozone crissalis (California towhee)
Lineage: Eukaryota; Metazoa; Chordata; Aves; Passeriformes; Passerellidae
Gene: LRRC10
Product: leucine rich repeat containing 10
Exons: 1
Coding region: 811-1647 (278 amino acids)
Molecular function (GO): protein binding
Source: RefSeq, a predicted model, not a curated record